UUCAACUUUUUUAGAAAGGAAAGAAAAAGUUUCAGUGGUCUCUUUAUUUUUUCCGGAGCUGUAUGUAUAUUUGCAGUCCAGUGGUAGAUGGGGAAAACAGAUUUAUUUUGUUGUUGAACAUGUUUAUAAUUUCAGGAUUAUGAGUGAAUUAAUUGAAUACAGGUACAGUUUCAAAGCAGUUCCUUGGAAUAUCUUGCAUUGCCCAUUCAGAGCCAAAAAUACAACAUUUGUUUUCAGUUUAAUCUGCUAAAAACUUGCUAAAUGUCGAUAUGCACAUUGUCAAAGAAGCUACCUCCUUCCUUUUUUUUUUUUUUUUACUUAUUUGGACAAUUGGAUAUUUAAGCAAAAUGUCUGCUAAAUUAUUUGAUAAAGGUAAUGCAGUUUAACAAAUCAUCCAUAAAAAAACAUUUAAAACAUUUAUGCUAAUUUAAAAUGGAGCAAUGCCAUUUCCUUGGAUGUGUUGAAAUACAUCAUGGCAAGAUCAAAAUAAUGAGGGUUCUGGGAGGGGUUACAAAGCCUUUUCCAAGCAUUUUGAAGUACAUAAUUUUAGUGGCCGACAAAUCAUCAAACCCACCAGAUGCUGAAUAUCUUCUCUGGUGAUGCUCUGCCAGGCAUGUAUUGCAGUUGCUGUAUGUUUAAAAUAUCUUUUUAAUUCAAAUGCAAAUGCAAAUGAAAUAUAUAUUUAGUUGGAUUUUUUAUCUGGAGAUUGACUUGGCUAGCCAAGGACUUUCCACAUUAAGCAUUAAAAACUCCCUAGAAAUAAUUUUGCUAAUCAUCAAUAAUUAGCUUAGCCAGUUCAGCCAGGAAACCCGAGUGGUAGUUGGUCAGCAACACAUGAGCUGAUGUAGGAUUGCCCCGAAUGUAUUGUGAUCCUAACAAUGACUCUGGACUGUAUCAAGCCUUUCCAUUCACCUUCACCUCGCUGGGUCAAGCUACACGUAAUCAUAUGCUGAAGAGAUGAGUCUUUAGUAGACACUUGUUUGAACUGAGUCUGCCUCUCCAACCUUAACCAGUAGAUCAUUCCACAGAAGUGGAUGUCUAAGACAGAAAGCCCUGCCUCCGACUGUUUGUUUAGAAAUUCUAUGUUAGACAUUUUUUGGUCUGUGUUGUGUUGUCUGACCUUGAACUUGAAUAAAACAUAUACAUUUUUACUCUAUUUCUUUCUUCGAGAAAUUGUUUACAGUAAGAACUGGUUGAUUAAAUAACAAAACAUUUUUCUUUGUUUUUUAUUCUUCUUUGCUCAUUCAUCAAGGAUUCCAUGAAUUCUGGAGUACACUGCAUUUGGAAAAGAGGGUAAACAUUUGGACAAGAGGGCAAAGCAUUUGAAGAAGCACAAUACAGUAAAUGUGAGUUAUCACGUCACAGCAAAAUGACCGAUAAAGGCAUUCCAGAUAGUGUUGCAUUUAAAACGCAAAACUUCAGUAAUUAAUAAUGAACCAGUAACCACAUCAACAUAAUUCUAGCUUCAGUGGGAACCAACGUCAAAUAUCAUUCCAUAUGUGAGAAUGAACCAGCAUACAACAGAGCCCACAGGUUAGUGCUUGUAUGAAUUAGAAUGACCACAGCCUAUUCUGUGUCUGUGUGUUUGUCUGUUUGUCCACAGCUUUCUCUUUUUGUUUGUCCGUGCAUAACUUGGAAACACUAUCUGUUCCAUUGAAUCUCCUCAUUAAAGUUCAGACGAAGAAUUAAACAAUGACAGACAGUUUUGAGAGCCAGUUUGUGGAUGCCCAUAAUGACUACCGCCAGAAGCAUGGUGCCCCGCCCCUAACACUGAGUAGUGACCUUUGUAUCUCCGCCCAGAAAUGGGCAGAUCAUCUUCUGUCAUCAAAGUGCCUGGAACACAGCUCCACAGAUCAUGGAGAGAACCUUUACUAUGCAUCCAGCUCUGUUCCCAAAGAAUAUAAUGGGAAGGACGCAGUGGAUAGUUGGUACAGUGAAAUCAAAGAUUACCACUUUGAUAAGCCUGGCUUCACCCCUGGUACAGGUCACUUCACCCAGGUGGUUUGGAAGGACUCUAGAGAGGUGGGAGUGGGUAUUGCCACAGAUGGGAAAACCAUCAUUGUGGUGGGCCAGUACCACCCAGCCGGCAACAUCAGCAACGCUGGCUACUUUGAGAAGAAUGUCCUUCCACCAGGUAGUUCCACCUCUGACAGACCCUCUUCACCUGUAAGGAAACCUGAUCCCAGCCAGAAAGGCACGACUCAUCCUGAGGGAAAAGGCAGUGCCAGUGAGCUUGAUACAUUUGUCCGUGAUCUUCUGACGUCCCUGAAUCAAUAUCGCAGUCAACACGGGGCAGGACGUCUGGAGUUGAGCUCUGCCCUCACGAAGGAGGCCCAGGAAUGGGCAGAUCACCUUAUAAGCAUCAACAGACUGAUGAACAGGAACAAAGGCCAUGGGGAGAACAUAUUCUGCCUCUCUGGAUCCAGUAAAACAGCUCCUACGGGAUCUUAUGUAGCUGAGUCUUGGUACAAGGAGAUUGAAAAGUAUGACUUCUCAUCCCCUGGUUUUAAGAACGGAGCAGGUAACUUCACCCAAAUGGUGUGGAAGUCCUCAAAACAAGUAGGUCUGGGCUUGGCAACUAAUGGGCUGGGCAAAUUUAUUGCUGUGGCAUUCUUCGAUCCAGCGGGCAACAUCAACAACACUGACUAUUUCCAUGACAACGUGAAAACCAAAGGUAGCAGGAUGUAGCGUGAGCCAUAGUGUGCAAUAUCUUCCAUUUACCACAGAGGUUAAAUCCCCAUCUAGUUCUACAAUGUAUAUUCCCUAAAUUGUAUUUUAAACCUAACCCAAACCAUACCCACACUGUUUACCUCAUUCCCAAGUAUACGUUUAGACCAAAUUGAUAGUUCUUGUUUCCAGUUGUUACUAAAAGUGUUGAAUAAUCAAGUGGAAACCAAGCAAAGGAUUUACCAAUGGUUUCUAUUGCUUUGUUCUUUAGGGCCUUUAAUUGUUCCUCUUUUUUAAGGCUUGGAAUCUAUAUGUAUUAGAGUAAAUCUGUAGUGUUGCUAUGACUUCUGUUAUGUUUGUUAGAAAAGGGUCAUGUUUUGGGUAUGGUUUGUGAUAUAAAUUACAAGGUUUAUUUUCUUAAAUCUGUAUGAGUUGAUUUUACAUUGUCUUUCUUUUUGUUACAUUUCACUGUAUUUCCUGUCAAAUAAACAUGUACAGGCAGUCUAACUGGA
Esox lucius (northern pike) is the source of this 3179-nucleotide messenger RNA. It is a transcript of the gene glipr2, whose product is annotated as GLI pathogenesis-related 2. The record is from RefSeq and is a predicted model, not a curated record. Bases 1693 to 2688 code for a protein of 331 amino acids. NCBI's taxonomy places the organism in Eukaryota, Metazoa, Chordata, Actinopteri, Esociformes, Esocidae. The transcript is spliced from 8 exons. Gene Ontology annotation, cellular component: extracellular region.